This is a messenger RNA of Ochotona curzoniae (black-lipped pika), 2321 nucleotides long. RefSeq names its product ess-2 splicing factor homolog (gene ESS2). The transcript is spliced from 10 exons. Bases 35 to 1465 code for a protein of 476 amino acids. Lineage: Eukaryota; Metazoa; Chordata; Mammalia; Lagomorpha; Ochotonidae. Gene Ontology annotation, cellular component: catalytic step 2 spliceosome. The record is from RefSeq and is a predicted model, not a curated record.
CCUGUGCAGCCGUCCGGGCGGCGCUGGGAUAGAGAUGGAGACACCCGGCUCGGGGACUCGGGACUUGUCGCUCCCGGCUACGUCCGGGCGGCCGAGGAAGCGCGGGGCGAGCGAGUUGGGGGCUGCGUCCAGCAAGCCUCGGGUCCUGGACGAGGAAGAGUUUAUCGAGGGUCUGCAGAAGGUCAUUCAGAGGGAUUUCUUUCCCGAUGUGGAGAAGCUGCAGGCGCAGAAGGAGUACCUGGAGGCCGAGGAGAGCGGCGAUCUGGAACGCAUGCGUCAGAUUGCCAUCAAGUUUGGCUCCGCCCUGGGCAAGAUGUCCCGAGAGCCUGCGCCUUAUGUGACCCCAGCUACAUUUGAAACCCCUGAGGUGCACACAGGCCCAGCUGUGGUAGGCAACAAGCUCAGGCCCCGAGGCCGAGGCCUGGAGGAUGCAGGGGAGGCUGCCGAGGAGGAGGAGAAGGAGCCACUGCCCAGCCUGGACGUCUUCCUGAGCCGCUACACCAGCGAGGACAAUGCCUCCUUCCAGGACAUCAUGGAGGUGGCCAAGGAAAAGAACCGAGCCCGACAUGCCUGGCUGUACCAGGCCGAGGAAGAAUUCGAGAAGAGACAGAAAGAUAACCUUGCGCUCCCGUCGGCAGAGCACCAAGCCAUCGAGAGCAGCCAGGCUGGCGUGGAGACCUGGAAGUACAAGGCCAAGAACUCCCUCAUGUACUACCCUGAGGGUGUCCCUGAUGAAGAGCAGCUGUUUAAGAAGCCCCGGCAGGUGGUGCAUAAGAACACGCGCUUCCUCCGGGACCCCUUCAGCCAGGCCCUGAGCCGGUCCCAGCUGCAGCAGGCAGCCGCCCUCAACGCCCAGCACAAACAGGGCAAGGUGGGCCCUGAUGGCAAGGAGCUGAUCCCCCAGGAGUCCCCCCGCGUGGGUGGCUUUGGAUUCGUUGUGACGCCUUCUCCUGCCCCUGGUGUCAAUGAGUCCCCGCUGAUGACCUGGGGGGAGGUUGAGAACACCCCGUUGAGAGUAGAAGGCUCCGAGACACCCUACGUGGACAGGACUCCUGGGCCAGCCUUCAAGAUCUUAGAGCCGGGCCGCAGGGAGCGGCUGGGGCUGAAGAUGGCCAAUGAGGCAGCUGCCAAGAACCGAGCCAAGAAGCAGGAGGCCUUGAGGAGAGUGACGGAAAAUCUGGCCAGCCUCACCCCCAAAGGCUUGAGCCCAGCCAUGUCCCCCGCCCUGCAGCGCCUUGUGAGCAGGACGACCAGCAAGUACACAGACCGCGCCCUGAGGGCCAGCUACACACCGUCUCCAGCACGCUCCACCCUCCUCAAGACCCCCGCCAGUGGGCCGCAGACCCCCACGAGCACACCGGCCCCUGGCUCGGCCACACGCACACCACUCACACAGGAUCCAGCUUCUAUCACAGACAACCUGCUGCAGCUCCCCGCCCGGCGCAAAGCCUCUGAUUUUUUUUAGGGUUGGGCCCGGGCCAGGCCUGCGGACACUUACAGAGCCUGCUGGGCAGCUCUGCUCAGUGGAGAGAGGACUCCAGCCGCCAGGGACCCAGGCCCGGGCCAGCAGCAGUGGGAGCAUGAUGACUGCAGCGGACAGUGCCUGUACCUGCCCAGUGGCACUGGCCCAUUCUGCAGGGGUGCUGUGCCCUGAGCCCUCCUGGAACUCUUUUCUAUGGAGCUACCCCCAGGCUGUUAUUAAAGAACAGCUGGCUGGCUCAGGGGGAACCUCCUUUCCUGCUCCUUGCAUUUGCUCUGUCAGGGAAAACUAGGAGAAAUCCUCAGGUUGGGCCCCUGCUGUUCCCCAGGUGUCCUGGGCACUCUGGGCUGGUCUACAAAGUUGAGGGACACUACCCACUGAGCCUAAGACCUCAGUCUACCUGCCAUGCCCUUCUUUCCUUGGGCAUCCACUGGCAGUUCCCUGGAUUCUGAGCCCCCGCCCCAGCCUGGCCCUCCAGCCCUGGACUCUAACCCCCUCUCCUCCCCGCCCCCGUCCCGAGUACUGACUCUGGGGCCUGGUCCAGGGCCCACACCUUAGCCCAACAGUCCACAGUAGGAUCAUUGUGCCCUGGAACCCACAGCAAGGAACACUGCGAGGGGCAGGAGGUGGCGCUUUGGGAGUCCUCAGGCAGUAGGGAAGCAGAGGCCUGUGGAAGGAAGGGGAAGAGCUGCUGUCCAGGAGCUGGCUGUCUCCAGCGGGCGUGGCCUGCACAGCAGGGCAUUCCCCUGGUCAUCCCCUGGAAGCCAUGGGUGACCAGAGAAGCACAGGACCUUGGCCAGGGCGCCAUCAGCCAGUGCUGCUAUCGGAGCCUGCCAGGCUC